Messenger RNA from Rotaria sp. Silwood1, 1131 nucleotides. The record is from the annotation of a GenBank genome assembly. Lineage: Eukaryota; Metazoa; Rotifera; Eurotatoria; Philodinida; Philodinidae.
AUGGCAGACAAAGAAAUUAGUAGAUGUUUAGUAUGUGAUGAUGUUUCAAUGGGUAUUAAUUUUGGAGUACCAACAUGUAUGCCAUGUAAAGCAUUUUUUCGACGAAAUGCAGUUAAACUUGGUACUCAUGAAUUUAUAUGUCCAAAUGAUGGUGAUUGUAUGAUAACAUAUAAAUAUCGUCGUAUAUGUAAUUGUUGUCGUUUGGCAAAAUGUUUUCGUGUUGGAAUGAAAAAAUCAUUUAUACUUACUGAUGAACAACGUGAAGCUCGAAAUAAACUUAUAGCAAUGAAUCGUAUUAAACGUGGUCAAAUAGCUAAACCACAAUGUCUUGCAUGGAUGCAAUCGCCAUCCUUACUUCGUAUGCCGUCUCGUUCAAUCCAAUGUCUUUCUUCAUCUGAUCAAGUUCGUCUUGUUAAUAUUUUCAAUGCAUAUGAAAAAACUUGUACGGUUGCAAAAAACACUACUUUAAAAAAUUUACCUACUGUACAACACACAUCUAUACAUGAAUUUAUCAAUGAAAUGUCUUCCGAAUUCCUGAUCUCUAUCGAAUAUUUAAAACUUAUACCUGAAUUUAAAAAUCUCAUAAUGGAUGAUAAAGUAAGACUCAUAAAAAAUCACAUGGGUACAAUCGUUCAUAUAAAUGAACCUCUAAUGCUUCCGGUGCCGCCAAGUAAUCUCAUUGGAACAUGGAUCAAUAUUUUCAAUUUUGAUACAACCAAACUUCUUAUGAAACGUCAUCAAAUUAUUCAGCAGUAUAUCAUUGAUCCUAUUCUAUUAAAAAUUGUUCUCAUUAUUCUUGUUCUUUCAAGUAGCAAUUGUAGAAAUAUCAAUCAUAUUGAUAUGGAUCUAAUUUGUGAUGAUCCAUUAUCUAUCUUCCUAGCUCAAAAUAUUUAUGUAGAAUUAUUAUGGAAAUAUAUUUUAUCACAUUCAUUCAAUGAACAACAUGCAGUGAAAUAUCUUAAUCAAUUAAUGAUGUUUAUAUUAUUUGCACAAAAUCUUCAUAUGGAAAUAGAUGAUUACAUAAAUCACUUUAAACAUGAAAUAAAACAAAUGGAACCAAUGAUGCAAAGCUUGUGGCCAGGAACAGAUAAUGAGAAUGAUAUGAAUAUCGCUCAAGAUGUUAUUUCAUAG